Messenger RNA from Morus notabilis, 957 nucleotides. RefSeq names its product myb-related protein 315. Lineage: Eukaryota; Viridiplantae; Streptophyta; Magnoliopsida; Rosales; Moraceae. The record is from RefSeq and is a predicted model, not a curated record. The transcript is spliced from 3 exons. Bases 1 to 957 code for a protein of 318 amino acids.
AUGGGAAGACAACCUUGUUGUGAUAAGGUUGGACUCAAGCGAGGUCCAUGGACAAUUGAGGAAGAUCACAAGCUAAUCAACUUCAUUCUCAAUAAUGGUAUCCAUUGUUGGCGAGUGGUUCCUAAGCUUGCAGGUUUGCUAAGAUGUGGGAAAAGCUGCAGAUUAAGAUGGAUUAAUUAUCUGAGACCUGAUCUUAAGAGAGGAGGUUUUACAGAAGUUGAAGAGAAUCAAAUUAUUCAAUUACAUUCACGUCUAGGUAACAGGUGGUCUAAGAUUGCUGCACAUUUUCCUGGUCGCACAGACAAUGAGAUCAAGAACCACUGGAACACCCGAAUCAAGAAGAGACUGAAGCUCCUUGGUCUGGACCCUGUGACUCACAAGCCCAUUGAGCAAAAACAAAAUAAUAAUGUUGUUGUUGAUAAUAUAGAGCAAAAACCAGCUGACACCACAGAUACUGCCGAGUCUCACACGUCUAAAUUAUCAGGAUUAAUGUCAUCUGGACAUGAAGAUGAUCAAAACAGCUCUACCAAACCACAAGACCACGAUCGCGAUCGAUGCGCCGAAAAUAGAUCAGAAUCACCUGCAGAUCAUGAUCAAACAAAGGUAAUGAGUUCCGGCGAACCGAAUAAUGAUGCUAUUCUUUUGGAUAACCAUGAAUUGAUCACGUGCCAAAAGUUGGAUAAUCUAGACUACACAUGGAUGAACCAAGAAAUGUUUAUCAGCAACACAAUAACUUCGUACAGUUCUAGCACUUCCUCGUUCUCUCGGCUUGAUCAAGAAUCCAACAAUAAUAAUGUUAAUACUAAUUCGAUAAUCGAUCAAUCUGCUUCAGUAGUACAAUCAGAUCCGUACUCUCUACAAAAGUGGAGUGAAAAUAAUUCCAUUUUCUCAUGGGCUGCAGGCUUCAAUUAUCAUCCCGAGCAAGACCUCUUCUUCUUCGAAAAUAGCCAUUUAUAA